AUGGGUUCGCAAUCUCAAGCCCAUCGACAUCUUUACAUUCUUGACACCGACCUGUCGCAGCCGCACCCACGAUGCGGCCGCAUUCUAUCAUGCCUCACGGACGGCACCGACAGGCAAACAGUCAUCGAUCACAUCACCACGAUGCCUGAUGGAAUCACUAUCGACCACCACAACGGCCACAUGUACUGGACAAAUAUGGGCCGGAAUCUAAAAACAAAUAGCGGAUCAAUCGAGCGCGCGAACCUCGACGGCUCAAACCGGAAGGUAAUCAUCCCUACCGGCUCAAUCGGUGUUUUUACGCCCAAACAAAUCACCAUCGCCAGAAUAAGCCGCAAACUGUACUGGUGCGACAGAGAGGGGAUGAAAGUGAUGCGCAGCAACCUCGACGGCUCGGACGCUGAGGUCCUGGUCUCGACGGGAGAUUCAGAAGAAGACAGGCUGGACCAGCGAAGGUGGUGCGUGGGUAUCACGGUGGACGAGCGGCGCGGCUUCUUCUACUGGACUCAAAAGGGCCCGUCGAAGGGCGGGCAAGGGCGCAUACUCCGCGCAUCUAUUGAAGGGCCGCCGGGGUUUUAUCCCGACAAGCGGUGGGAUGUCGAGGUUAUCUUUGACAAGCUGCCCGAGCCCAUCGAUCUUGAGAUGGACGAGGAAGCUCAGACGCUUUACUGGACAGACCGCGGUGAUCCUCCGAAUGGCAACUCCCUGAACAGGGCGGCGAUCGGGAUGCGAGGAGUGCCGCAGAUUUUGGCGACGCGGUUACACGAGACUAUUGGGCUGGCAUUGGACAGGGAGGAGGAUGUCGCGUAUGUGACGGACCUGGCGGGAGGUGUUUACGCAAUUGAUAUCAAGAAAAGGAUCAAGACAGUCCUAUUUCCGGAGUUGGGAGACAUAGCGGGCAUAGCACUGGUAUAG
Molecule: messenger RNA, 912 nt
Organism: Diaporthe amygdali
Lineage: Eukaryota; Fungi; Ascomycota; Sordariomycetes; Diaporthales; Diaporthaceae
Product: low-density lipoprotein receptor ywtd
Exons: 1
Coding region: 1-912 (303 amino acids)
Source: RefSeq, a predicted model, not a curated record